This is a messenger RNA of Pestalotiopsis fici W106-1, 1152 nucleotides long. RefSeq lists its product as uncharacterized. The coding region runs from base 1 to 1152 and encodes 383 amino acids. The transcript has a single exon. The record is from RefSeq and is a predicted model, not a curated record. Lineage: Eukaryota; Fungi; Ascomycota; Sordariomycetes; Amphisphaeriales; Sporocadaceae.
AUGCUUCGCGCACGCUUCCCUACCUCCCACCACUUUACCGUCUCCAUCUUUGGCUGUCAGUACCAAGCCGAGAGACCAGACGCUGCAAAGCAAGACGCUAUACAACAGUUCAACAGCCUCAUCAAGCCAGCAGCCAUCCACGUGGAAGAGCUAGAGCAGAAUGACCUGCCCUCUAAGAUCUGGAUGAGCUACUGGCCGUCGCCACAAGCCUUCAAGACCUGGUGGGAGAGCCCCGAGACGUCGAGCUUUUGGGGCGGGUUGCCCGACGAUGCCGGCUUUUGGCGCGAGACGAUUAGUCUGCCCGCCACGCGGUCCAUGUACGAGUCCAACAAGCCCCAGCCCUCGGGCUUUGGCCACUGCGGCGAGCACAUUCCCCUGACCUCCAAGAGCGGCUACUGGGGAGCCUACCGGUCGCGCAUGACGCCCGACGGCCCCGACGACAAGUUUCAGUCUCCGGCGUCGCCGGGAGACAUGCAAGGACGGCCGCUCAGCAAGCAGAUCCGGUCUGGCCGGGUGAGGAUGGCCAAGUUUCCCGACAAUAUUUGCUUCGUGGUGGAAGGGCAGGACUAUAGCGCCAUGUUUGAGCGGGAGAAGGAGUUUUGGAAUAAGCACUUUGAUGGCCUCGCCAAGCAGUGGGUGACCACGGUGGUCACGACCGGGCCGGACAAGGGCAUGUUGUCGGCGAGGGCGUGUCAUGCCUUUGAGGGGGAGAAGCACCUAGGAGUUUCUUCCAAUGGUGCUGUGGCAGUCAAUGGCAAUGGAGUGUCUGACGCUUCUGCCGGUGCUGCUCCAAACGGCCACUCCCUUUUCCCCGGGCUUGACUACAUUCGUCAGGCCCAGGUCCUAUUCUGGCUGGACCUCUCCUACAUGGAACACAUUGGGCGACACGACAAGGUGCACGUCAAGCUGCGGCGCGAGUUCAUGACCGAGUACGGGCCGGGCGGACAGAUGGAGGGUGGUGAUCUGCUGCUCUGGGUCGACUUGGGCAUCCUGAAAGCCGACGAAAUUGAUGCCGAGUACGUUGGAUGCUAUGAUGGGACCGGAUUUCUGGCGUAUGAUGAGCACCCUCUGUUUCAGAGCGAAAAGGUGUCCAAAUCGACCUUGCCGUCCUUCUUUGACAAGCCUAUCGAGUCUACACCCAUCGAGUGGUAA